Molecule: messenger RNA, 1737 nt
Organism: Magallana angulata
Lineage: Eukaryota; Metazoa; Mollusca; Bivalvia; Ostreida; Ostreidae
Product: protein shisa-5-like
Exons: 4
Coding region: 195-677 (160 amino acids)
Source: RefSeq, a predicted model, not a curated record
UACCUAACACUUCCACGGUUUUACCUUAAAUUUCCUUUUUGUAUUUACUAUCGACAAGAUUAAAGCCCAUGUAAACUUGUGAACAAUUUAAUCAAUACUUAAAUCUGAAAACGUAUUUUGAACGACCUACCAAAUAAAGGUAACAGGUAGAUAAGACGACAUUUUCGUUAUUGCACCCGAUAUUCCCGAUUAAAAUGGCAGGGGAAAGCUUCAUGCUAACUAGUAUACUGGCAUCCAUUCUUCCUGGUGCAGUUUGGAGCAGAUCAUAUUGCUACUAUUACAAUUAUUAUUCAUACGGCUGUAACUACUACUAUAAUUAUGAAGUACCCAUUGGAACAAUCAUUGGUGCUGUGGUGGGAGGUAUCAUUGGUCUCAUUGUCUUGUGCGUCAUUAUUGCUGUCGUCUGCAUUGUCUGUUGCAAGAAAAAGACAACAGGAACCGUAAUCCAACCAGUCGGAGUUUCAACAAUAGGCUCAACAAUGGCAUACAAUGCACAUCCUCAGUAUCCCCAGUAUUCUCAAGGCUGGGGAGUGCAGCCAAGUGCUCCACCUAAUCCAGGAUAUAGCUAUAGUCAUCAACAACCGUAUCCACCACCGCCACCUGUGUCACAGCCAAUGCCCCCGCCGACGUAUGCCGAGAACGUGGUUUCUGGACAGCCUCCACGAUUUGCCAGUUAAAUCAAUAUCAUUCAGAACGUUAUGUGUCUCUUUUGAUUUUAUUUUUUUAUUUUAUCCGUCCUAUUAUGAGAUUUAUAGUUGGUGAAAGCUUAAUGUUUCCAUUACAAUUGACCACUGUUAUGAUCACGAUUCUUAAGCAUGCUGAAAAUACAGAGUAGUAUUUAAGAAAAUAAAUAUAUUUGAUUGUUCCAUAAACUGGUUUUGAUGUUUUUUUCAGUCAUGCAGAAAGACCCAUAAAUGAUCUAUUGUAACCUUUGUCUUUCCUUUCAACAAAUGCAACCGAUUUUAAGGGAGUGCUUAUUAUUGGAUAAAAGGUUAUCUUAAAUUUUAAAACUGAUAUUUUUGUGUUUAAGAUAUCACAAAUGACAUACCUAUAUUAAUUCGUACUAUACGAGCUACUAAAAAGUGUAAACUUUAUCGAACAGAAAAGUACAAAACAAGCAUUGAUAAUUUUAUUUUGAAUGGUAUUUUCUUUUUUAGAAAUUUGACUGUACAUAUGUAUACAUGUUUUCCCUUAAUGAUCAUCAAUCUACUUUUGAUAAACAAUUUAAAACAAAUUUUUCAAUAAAAAUCUUUUAAUAUUUGCAUUUAGGUACUGAUUUUUCAAGACACAUGUGUACCAAUUUUCACAGUUUUAAAAUUGUUCUUUGAGAAUGUUUUCACUAUAACUAUUUUAAAACGAAUAUAAAAUUUACAUUAAAAUGCUUUAUCUCAUUUUUGGUCGAAAUAUCCACAGUUUUUAAGAAUAAGUCGAGAAAUAAAAAAUGAAAGAUGGUAGAUUAGAGAAAAGACAGAAAGACAUAUGAUCAAAAAUGUUCACUUGAACAUUUGGUUCGGUGAGCUAAUGUUACGAUGUAUAUAAUUUUAAAGCUAAUCCAUAACCAUUUACCUGCAUGUUAAGGAAAUUACUGAAGGUUAAAACCAUAAGCUAGUUUAUUUUCACAUUAAUGAAUAUAUGUAUUAUAAGCUUAUGUAUUAUUUAUAAUAGAGUUCAGUUUUUUUGGAAUAAAUUUUAAUGUUAAUAUGUAAAAAAUAUCUUCAACAUAUGAUGUUUUGUAUU